Spodoptera exigua (beet armyworm) is the source of this 423-nucleotide messenger RNA. Lineage: Eukaryota; Metazoa; Arthropoda; Insecta; Lepidoptera; Noctuidae. The record is from the annotation of a GenBank genome assembly.
AUGGCAUUCUCAGUGAUGUUUAUGGCUCUAUUGGCUUUAGCCGCAGCAGCACCAGUAGUUGAUGAAUCUCGUCGGACACUGCCAGCUUUGGAUCAUGAGGAGAUCCAUGAUGAGUAUGGUCAGUUUGCCUUACGGUAUGUGACGGCUGAAGGAACCGUGGUAUCGGAACGCGGUCGGCUCGUACCAAACCUUGACGGCACUGGCUACGUCAUGGUUAUCGAAGGAGAAGUCUCAUACAUUGGUGACGAUGGCAAGAUAUACGCCACUAAGUACUCUGCAGGUCUCGAUGGUACCCACGUCGAAGGAAACCACCUCCCAGUCCCGGUAACAGCAGAACCAGUCCCCGAACCCAUAGUCACAGAAGAACCAGUUAUUGUUGAACGACCUAUCGUUGGAGGUGUUGCUGAACCUUAUAAGUAUUAA